Molecule: messenger RNA, 3401 nt
Organism: Drosophila guanche
Lineage: Eukaryota; Metazoa; Arthropoda; Insecta; Diptera; Drosophilidae
Gene: Lgr1
Product: lutropin-choriogonadotropic hormone receptor
Exons: 17
Coding region: 674-3145 (823 amino acids)
Biological process (GO): G protein-coupled receptor signaling pathway
Cellular component (GO): membrane
Molecular function (GO): protein binding; G protein-coupled receptor activity; protein-hormone receptor activity
Source: RefSeq, a predicted model, not a curated record
AGUAGGUCGGUCGGCUCGGGCUCGCUUCGGUUCGGUUCGGUGUCGUUACGGUUUUGUUUCGUGUCGUCGGUUUGUGCUUAAGCUGGCUUCCGGUUUGGGGAGCAUCGCGAAUAUUCCAUUGCUGUGGCUCGGGACCUCAACAGGUGCACUAGACUCGAGUUGCGUUCUGCCAGUGAUAGCGAGCAAAUAUGGCGGUACGGUUCGUCCUCUGAAUCUACAGGAUUACCCGUGCAAUUUAAAAGUAAUUCAGUUUUGUGAGCAUCUGAAAAAUGCUUUGUGCCAUGAAUUGUUUACCCACGGCAAAUUAAACGAAAAGAAACUGCGAAUGAAACUCGGGGAAAGUGUGUACUAAACAUUACCAAAGAUUUAGGUACAGCAAAAAAGUGUUUUCGCUACCAUUACGGAAAAGCAAAGCCAUCAUAAUUCUAUAUUUAAUCGCACAUGUGAUGGUGCGCGUCAUAUCAGUGGAAUAAGUUAUUACAGAAUCCAGAGCCGCCUUUCAUGUAUAUUCGUAGGCCGUAGGGCGUAGAGCGGCGAUUGUGCGGCUUACCACAAGAUGAGCAAACGGAAUCAUUCCAAUUAGUAAGCGACAGAUUGUGACAGCGAGAAAGCCAUGCGGCUGGCAUUACGCUCUUAGGAUCUGCCGUAAGUGUGUACACUACUCACAGGAGACAUGCCGAGGACGGAGUGCCCGUCAAUUGAGUUCCUCUUCCUGCUGCUGCUGCUGCUCUGUGGCCGACAUCACGCAUACGCCCUGGAUGUGGAGGCGCUACGGGAUAGCAAUUGCCACGACAGCCACAACGGUUUUGAUAUCUAUCCCUAUACCAAUAUCAAUACCAACGCUAGUCCCAGUCCAACUUUGAUGCCAUCGACCCUGACACUGACACCAGCGCCCGCGCCCUCUCCCUGGAAGUGUUGCUGCUGGAAUGCAUCUAAUCAAAGCGAAGAAGAGGUGGAAUGCCGCUGUGAGGGGGAAGAACUCAAUCGAGUUCCCCAGACACUGAAGCUUCCCAUUCAGCGUCUAACCAUCGCCUCUACGGGAUUGCCACGCCUGCGUUCCACCGGACUGAAGGUCUAUGGCCCCACACUACUUGAUGUAGCCUUCACCGACUGUCUGCAACUGGAACUGAUACAGGACGGCGCUUUUGCCAACUUAACGCUGCUGCGAACAAUCUACAUUUCGAAUGCACCCAAACUGACCUUCCUGUCGCGGGACGUAUUUGCUGGCAUUUCGGGCACCGUUGAAAUAAUACGCAUCAUAAACGGCGGACUAACCAGCGUUCCGGACCUGAGCCACCUGCCGCCGCAUAACAUUCUGCAAAUGAUAGAUCUCGAUAAUAAUCAAAUCAAUCGCAUAGAUACUAAAUCCAUCAAAGUAAAGACUGCCCAAUUCAUUUUGGCAAACAAUGAUAUACGCUACGUGGAUGAUUCGGCAUUCUUUGGCUCAAAGAUAGCAAAACUCUCCCUGAAGGAUAACCGAAAGCUGAGUGAACUGCAUCCGAAUGCAUUCCAUGGCAUCAUAGACAUAACAGAACUCGAUCUCUCUAGCACUGCGCUUGUGGGCCUGCCAUCGGCGGGACUCCAGACCAUUGAGGCAUUGUAUAUCCAGAAUACGCACACCCUGAAGACGAUACCCUCCAUAUACAACUUUCGGAAUUUGCAGCGCGCAUAUCUCACACACUCGUUCCACUGCUGCGCCUUUCAGUUCCCCUCGAGGCACGAUCCCGAGCGGCAUGCCCAGCGUGUGCGGGAGAUUGAAAAGUGGCGUGAGCUGUGCCAGAGUCAGCGUCUGGCCCGCAAAGCCGAGAGAAAUGCAAAUGGUUCUGCUGGGCAAUGGCAGAUGCCGGAUGAUUUUGGCAGCUUUGACUCUGAGGAAGUCGUGGAGGCGGUGACGGAUGCCUCCUCCACCUCCGCCUCCGCCAGUCUGUAUGCCUCCUUCGACUACAUGGCGGAUACGACCAUCAACCUGGGCCAGUUUCACGAGCAAAUCACUAUUAAUCCAGACGAUGGACAGUCGGCCGAGUACUGUGGCAACUUUACAUUCAGGAAACCCAAUGUGGAGUGCUAUCCCAUGCCCAAUGCUUUGAAUCCGUGCGAGGAUGUCAUGGGCUAUCAAUGGCUGAGAAUCUCGGUUUGGAUAGUAGUCGCCCUCGCAGUUGUGGGCAACGUCGCCGUGCUGACAGUAAUUCUAUCGAUUAGGCCCGAGUCGGCGUCGGUGCCGCGUUUCCUUAUGUGCCACCUGGCCUUUGCUGACCUCUGUCUGGGUCUCUACCUUCUCCUGAUUGCCUGCAUCGAUGCCCAUUCCAUGGGGGAGUUCUUCAACUAUGCCUACGAUUGGCAAUACGGUGUGGGCUGUAAGGUGGCCGGAUUCCUCACAGUGUUCGCCAGUCAUUUGUCGGUGUUCACGCUGACCGUGAUUACCAUCGAGCGUUGGCUGGCGAUUACACAGGCCAUGCACCUGAACCAUCGCAUCAAGUUGCGCCCCGCGGCGAUAAUCAUGCUGGCUGGCUGGAUUUACUCCGUGCUAAUGUCCUCGCUGCCAUUGUUUGGCAUUAGCAAUUACUCAUCGACCAGCAUCUGCUUGCCGAUGGAGAACCGCGAUGGAUACGACACUGCCUACCUCAUUGCCAUUCUCGGGUGCAAUGGUGUGGCCUUCUCCAUCAUUGCCGUGUGCUAUGCCCAGAUCUACCUCUCGCUGGGCCGCGAGACGCGUCAUGCACGCCAGAAGAACCCCGGGGAGAUGAGUGUCGCCAAGAAGAUGGCCCUGCUGGUCUUUACCAACUUUGCCUGCUGGUCGCCCAUUGCUUUCUUUGGACUCACCGCACUGGGUGGCUAUCCGCUGAUAAAUGUCACCAAAUCCAAGAUAUUGCUAGUAUUCUUUUAUCCACUGAACUCGUGUGCGGAUCCCUAUCUGUAUGCCAUACUAACAUCGCAGUACCGCCAGGAUCUCUUCACCCUGCUGUCAAAAUUAGGGUUCUGCCGGCAGAGCGCUUUAAAGUACAAGCACAGCUCCUCCAUUCAGGCCACAUCGCGCUUCACCAUCCACGGAUCCAUGCAGCGGCACGGAUCACUCACCUGCAAGAUGCAGCCGAUGCUGGGCACGGAGACGCAGAGCAUGCUGAAGAGCAGCGAGGAUUAUGUUUAAACUGAUAACUGGAAACCGAAGCCCAUGUGUAUUCUGAAUACAAUUCUCUUCUACCUGUUUGUGAUAUAUGAUGUAUACAUUAUUUUUAUCUGUAUUUUGUUUUGCUUUACGCUAAGUAGCUCUAUCUCUCUAUACGACAAAGAAAUACGUUACGUUAAGUUUUUGUUAUCUGCUGAGCCAGUGCAUCACAUUAUUGAAAAUGUUCUACCCACUAAGAUUGUUUUCUAAGGUUCCUGCUAAAGAUUUCAAUGGAAUA